Engraulis encrasicolus (European anchovy) is the source of this 2305-nucleotide messenger RNA. It is a transcript of the gene cotl1, whose product is annotated as coactosin-like F-actin binding protein 1. Lineage: Eukaryota; Metazoa; Chordata; Actinopteri; Clupeiformes; Engraulidae. The transcript is spliced from 4 exons. Gene Ontology annotation, biological process: regulation of actin filament polymerization. The record is from RefSeq and is a predicted model, not a curated record. Bases 339 to 767 code for a protein of 142 amino acids. Gene Ontology annotation, cellular component: site of polarized growth; actin filament; cortical actin cytoskeleton. Gene Ontology annotation, molecular function: actin filament binding.
AAUUCUCCUGUUUCGAGCCCUAACCUGAUUGACAAACAUCACCAACGCCCAUAAACUGGCAGUAGGAAAUGAAUCGCGUUGUGAGAGGAAUCGUCUUUCCACCCCGCUGAGAAGAGCCACUCCGUCUAGUCCGCUGUAGCGUCAGUUGAAACGCAGCCUCGCCUGUCCAGCUCUGCUCUUCUUCUGUACCAGCGCUUCCCCUCUAUUGUAUAACUCUUGUCUCGCUCGUUCGGGAUUUAGGACUCAUCUCUUCUUCCCUUUCCGCCUUUCGGUCUCCCUUAUCACCCUAACACGUUGAUUUUUGUGCACCAGUCUAUCUCCUCUUUAUCAACCACAAAAUGGCAACAAAAAUCGACAAAGAGGCUUGCAGGGAAGCAUACAACCUGGUCAGAGACGAUAACACCGAAAUUAACUGGGCAGCGUUUAAAUACGAAGGUUCUACCAUUGUGCCAGCCGGACAUGGAACUGACUACGAAGAAUUCAAGGCUCUCUGUACAGAUGACGCGCGGGUGUUUGGCUUCGUGCGGAUCACGACGGGGGAUGCCAUGAGCAAGAGGGCCAAGUUCACGCUCAUCACCUGGAUCGGAGAGAACGUCAGCGGCCUGCAGCGCGCCAAGAUCAGCACAGACAAGACACUGGUCAAAGACGUGGUCCAGAACUUUGCCAAGGAGUUCAUGAUCAGCGAGCGCAAGGAGCUGGAGGAGGACUACAUACGCGACGAGCUCAAGAAGGCAGGCGGGGCCAACUAUGACGCACAGGCCGAGUAACCAAUCAAGCACAAGCAAGGGCAAAGGGGGCGGGGUUAUCUCAGCUGGACCAGAAGGACAGGGAAGACAUCAUCUCAAGCGAGCACACACACACACACACAAACGCACACACACACAAACGCACACACACACACACACAAACGCACACACACACACACACAUUAUGAUAGCUCAAACAUUGCAUUCUCUCAGUAUACAGUAUGCAUCUCUGCAGAAAGCACACACACAGACGCAACCAUACAGUAACGCACACACACUGUUACACACACACACACACACACUGUUACCUCCAUGCCUUCCCGCCCACACCUCUGCAGUGUCCGCGUGUGCCAGGUGGCUCUCUCUCCAGAGAGGUGGUGGUUGACUGCCUGCUGUAUCGUAUCGUGCUUCAUCUCAACUCCUGUCACUCAAGCCCAUUGCCGCCUCUGAUUGGCUUAGCCACGGCCCGCCCCUGUCCAUCACCACCCCUGAUUGGUUUGCGGCCCCCCUCCUCCGUUGAUCCCGGGAGUUCCUUUUUUUUUUGUAUCUCAACCCUAAUUGGACCGUUCUAAAGAGGGAAAAAAGCGAGCCUCCAAACCCCUGGCUGCUGAUUGGACCAGCACAUGCCAUCACUGUGGUCUUUAGUAGUAGGUAUUAGUAGACACAUAUGCAUCAUUUUGGGUUUUAUUUUUAUUUUUAUUUUUAUUUUUAUUUUUUCUGGUUGUGAUCCUAAGACUCAACCGAGGUCAAUGGAGAUCCUUAACCCCACCCACCACACCCCAUAACUAAUUUUUCUCUGUUUUGGUUUUUUGUAGUUUCAUUGCCCCCCCCACCCCCCACCCUCUUCCUCAUUCUUUAACAGGCCACUCUGUUUACUGCCUUAGUCUCCCAUGGAGAGAAAGGUGUCAAUCAUGGGAGCAAUGUUGGGAGUGUGUGUGUGUUUGCAAGGAUGCGUGUGUGUGUUUGCAAGGAUGCGUGUGUGUGUGUGUGUGUGCGUGUGUGAGUGUGUGUGUGUGGGAGAGAUGGGAACGAAUACGGGAGUGUGUGUGUUUGAUAGAGCGAAAAAGGGUGUGUGUGCGUGUGCGUGCGCAUGUGUGUGUGUGUGUGUGUGUGUGUGUGUGUGUGUGUGUGUGUGUGUGUGUGUGUGGACACUACACUGUGAUGGGUGGUUCUCCUGGAGAAGGAUGGUGACUUCUGUCAGCCUUAUGUCUCGUUAACGUCACAGAUGGCUUCUGUCAGUCUUAUGUCUCUUUAACGUCACAGAGGGCCGUGGUGCUGUCUCUCAACUCCCUUCCAGGAGCUGCCACGUCUAGUGUAGCAUCUGUCUUAUUUGGAUUUCAACCCAAAAGGAAUGUUUUUUUUUUCUUUUUCUUUUUUAAAAUAUUUUUUUUUGUUCUGUUUAAUAUUUUUUCAUAAGAGUCCUAAACUGGUUCAUUCUGUGGGAAAAAAAAAACAUAAAUUGAUGUGGAAGACGUGAAAAGCAAAACAGGCUGAUAUUAAGAGGAAAAAAACUGGACACACCAUCAUUUCAAAAUAAAAAAAAUGAUGUUUUUUUCAAA